GCACGUCCUGUUCCGCCUCUUCCCGUCGCCAGCUGCCCCCGGUGCUCACGCGUUCUGCUCGGAGUCGGGACCUCACGGGCAGGAAACAUGGCGCUCUACAACUUUAAGAAGAUCAUGGUGGUCCCCUCCUCUAAGGAUUUCAUCGAUUUAACGUUGUCAAAGACGCAAAGGAAAACACCAACAGUCAUCCACAAAAAUUAUCAGAUCCACCGCAUUCGGCAUUUUUACAUGAGGAAAGUAAAAUACACGCAGCAAAAUUACCAUGACCGUCUAUCUCAGAUUCUGACUGAUUUCCCUAAACUGGAUGAUGUGCAUCCAUUCUAUGCUGACUUAAUGAACGUGCUUUAUGACAAAGAUCAUUACAAACUCGCGCUGGGGCAAAUCAACAUUGCAAAGAACCUAAUUGACAAUGUCGCCAAAGAUUAUGUGAGGUUAAUGAAAUAUGGUGACUCACUAUACCGCUGUAAACAGUUAAAACGGGCAGCUCUUGGACGUAUGUGUACUAUAAUCAAAAGGCAGAAACAAAGUCUGGAAUAUCUGGAGCAAGUGCGACAACAUUUGUCACGUUUGCCCACCAUUGACCCAAAUACCAGAACCCUUCUCCUUUGCGGCUAUCCAAAUGUUGGGAAAUCCAGCUUUAUAAAUAAGGUGACCAGAGCAGAUGUAGAAGUUCAGCCAUACGCAUUUACUACUAAAUCCUUAUUCGUUGGUCAUAUGGAUUACAAAUACCUUCGGUGGCAGGUAGUGGACACCCCUGGGAUCCUUGAUCACCCUCUGGAAGAACGUAAUACUAUAGAGAUGCAGGCUAUCACAGCCCUUGCCCACCUCCGUGCCGCUGUCUUAUAUGUGAUGGAUGUUUCAGAACAGUGUGGACACUCCAUAGAGGAGCAGCUAGAACUCUUCAACAACAUCCGUCCUCUCUUUUCAAACAAGCCUCUGAUUGUUGUUCUGAAUAAAUGUGAUGUGAAAAGGAUUUCAGAACUUACCGAAGAACAGCAGAAAAUAUUCAAGGACUUGGAGAAGGAAGAGUUGCCAGUGAUUGAAACCAGCACUCUCACAGAUGAAGGGGUCAUUCAAGUUAAAACAGAGGCCUGUGAUAGACUGCUCACUCACAGAGUUGAAACUAAAAUGAAGGGAAACAAGGUGAAUGAUGUACUGAACAGACUGCACUUGGCUGUGCCAAGCAAACGAGAUGAGAAGGAGAGACCACCUUUCAUUCCUGAGCGUGCUUUGGCAAGAAAGAAACGCAUGGAAACUGACGCACCCAAGAAGAGACUAGAAAAAGAUCUUGAAAUGGAAAUGGGUGACGAUUAUAUUUUGGAUCUGCAGAAAUACUGGGAUCUCAUGAAUCCAACAGAAAGAUAUGACAAGAUACCAGAGGUCUGGCAAGGCCAUAAUAUUGCUGAUUAUAUAGAUCCUGAGAUUAUGAAGAAACUUGAAGAUUUGGAGAAAGAGGAGGAGCUGAAAGAAACUGCUGGAGAAUAUGACAGCGAUAUAGAAAGUGAGGACGAGGAAAUGACCGAGAUCAGACAGCUGGCUCACCAGAUCCGGGAGAAGAAAAAACUUAAAUUUCUUGAGUCAAAGGAGAAGGAUAAAAGUGGACCAAGACUCCCCAGAACUGCUAAAAAGGUUCAACGCAAGACAUUAGAGAAGGAGAUGGGUUCCCUCGGGCUCGAUAUGAGUGAGAAGGACGAGACACACUAUGCAACACAAGCAAGAUCAAGAAGUGUACAAAGAAAGCGUAAGCGUGAAGAAUCAGAACCACCAAGUUCCGUAACGCGCAGCAGAAGCAACUCAAGGCCCCCAAGGGACCAGUCUGGAGUUCGAGAUGUGAAGAUGGCAAGGAAAGCCAAUAAGAUCAUGAAAAACUCCCAGAGGAAAAUGAAUCGCAUGGGCAAGAAAGGAGAGGCUGACAGACAUGUGUUUGAUCUGAAGCCCAAACAUUUACUGGCUGGCAAAAGGAAAUCUGGCACAAAUGACAGGAGAUAAAUAUCUAACAAGCAUCAACGAGUCUUCUCAUUCUACAGCUCUAAGAACUUGUAUACAGGCCUACCAAUGGAAAGAGUGCUAUGCACUCAGCUGGAAUCCCUACCAGCUUUUAUUUAGAAUUUUCUCUACUACUUUACAACAGUGAAAUCAUAUAUUCACCAUGGGAUUUAAUUAAUUGCAUCUGAUAAAUAAAAGAUUAUACAAGACUUAUGGGUCAGCUAAUGAGAUUGUUUUGGUUUUUUAGCACGAAUGACGAUCUAACCCUGUGUAUGUCAUUUAUAGAUCAACUGUCUUAAGACUGAAGAAGGUGCCAUAUAUUUACCCGUAACCAUGUAUAGAGCGUGUUACUUUCCAAAGUUCCGUGUUACAUCCUGAAAUGUGUGUGGAUGCCUCUGUGACAUCCUUAAAUAAAUAACAUCAGAGUAUA
Messenger RNA from Pelobates fuscus (common spadefoot toad), 2416 nucleotides. RefSeq names its product GTP binding protein 4 (gene GTPBP4). Gene Ontology annotation, cellular component: nucleolus. The transcript is spliced from 17 exons. NCBI's taxonomy places the organism in Eukaryota, Metazoa, Chordata, Amphibia, Anura, Pelobatidae. Bases 88 to 1989 code for a protein of 633 amino acids. Gene Ontology annotation, molecular function: RNA binding; GTPase activity; GTP binding. Gene Ontology annotation, biological process: ribosomal large subunit biogenesis. The record is from RefSeq and is a predicted model, not a curated record.